AUGAAUCAAAAUUAAAGGAAAUUCGUUAGAUGUUUCAAUUGUAAUAUCAAACCUGCAACUAUAAAAUGUUUUGAUUGUAAUGAAAAUGAACCAACAAAAUUAUGUUAUCAUUGUGAUUCAGCUUUACAUAAUGAAAUAGAUCACUAAAAAUAAAUUAUUCCAUAUGAUCAAAUGGUUAUAAAUGAAGAAAGAACUAAAUCAGUCACUCCUGAAAAAUAACAGGAAACCACUCCUCAUUUGAGUUCCAUUUUACGAUCAAGAAUUAAAAAAAAUGAAGAAAAUACAAAUUAUUUUAACAAUGAUGAAUAGUUAAAUAAUAAUUAAAUUAAAUCUAUAGAACUUAAAUACAAAAUUAAAUUACAAGAGUAAGAGAAUACAAUUAAUUUAUUGAAAUAACAUAUUGACAAUAUAGAAAACAAACAUAAAGAAAAUUUAUCAAAAAUGAGAGAUUAAUUAAUUAAAGCAUAAGAUGAAAUAUUCAAAAAAUAAGAAGAACAAAUUAAUGAAAUUAAUAAAUUAAAAAAAUCCUAUGAUGACAAAAUAGCUUAAUAUAUCUCUUAAAUUGAUAGUGAAACAUAAUUUAAUAAUUCUCUAUAAUCCAAAUUAGAGGAAUUAAGGUAUUUUUUAUUAAUAUAUAUUUUCUAAGAAAUGUUCAUUAAAUUAAAUAAUAGGAAUCUUAAUAAACGAUUUCUCAAUUAAGAGCAGAAAUUGAAAGAAGAAAAUUCAGUGAAGAGUAAAUUUUAAUAGAUUCUGAAAAUCAAUAAAUUAAAAUGAAGAAAGAAUUUUAGUAAGAAUUUGAUAAAAACAUUACAAUAAUGAAAAAUGAUUGUGCUUUAUAGAUGGAAGAAUUUAAAUAAAAAUUAUUAGGAAAGACGGAAUAAAUUUAAUCUCUUCAAUAGUAAAUCUAAUAAUUGUAAAAUACACUUAAAGAAAUUGAAGUUGUAUGGUAAAAAAAAUUAUAAUAUGAAUAAUAAUAAUAUGAGGAAUUAAAGUAAUAGUUAAUUUAAAUAUUAGAAUAAAAUAUACAUAAAGUAAAGAUGAUUGUGAAGCAAUGAAGAAAGAAAUAAAAAAUUUAUAAUCAGAAAUAACUAUAUAUCAGAAAGAAAAUGAAUUAUUUUAGAAAGAAAAGUUAUCAUUAACUAAAUAAUUGAAUCAAUAAAUGGAAAAGAAUGAAAAAAUGGAUCGAUUUAUAUAUGGUUCUAAGAAAUCAUAAACAAAAAUAAAAAUCUGA
Molecule: messenger RNA, 1231 nt
Organism: Paramecium sonneborni
Lineage: Eukaryota; Ciliophora; Oligohymenophorea; Peniculida; Parameciidae
Source: the annotation of a GenBank genome assembly